CUGCUGAAGUUGCUGCUGCAGCUGUUGUUGCUGCAGCUGCUGUUGUAGCUGUUACUGCUGCUGCUGUAGCUGUUGCUGCUGCUGUAGCUGCUGCAGCAGCUGCUGCUGCUGCAGCAGCCGUUCGUCGCCCCUGUUACUGUUGCCGGUGUAACUUUCUACUUUUGCUGCUGCUGCUGCUGAAGUUGUCGCUCCUCCUGUUGCUCUCGCUGCUGCAGCUUUGCUGUAGCCGGCCCUGCUGCUCCUGCUGCUGUUGUUGGUGCUCCAGCUGACGUGGAGACGCGGGGCCGGCGCCAGCAGCACCCGCGUUCACGCGACACGUGGCUCAUCUCGCCGCAGCUGUAGCUGAAGCAGGAGGCUGUGCUCGGGCUGAUGAAGCAUCAUCCCUGCUGUUGCUCGUCGUCCAUGGACAUCGACUGAGGAGGCGGUGACGGGCAGUUGCAUAAGGAACCGAGCCGUUCGCACCGGGGGCCUUAACCGACGCACUACGCCGCAGGUUUUGCCAUUGCCCAGUGGGCCAUCGGCGUGGCCUUCACCCACCGAGGGCCAUCCCCGUCUCGUCUGCUCGCUUCGAGCCAUGGCCUACGGCGGGAACACCACGCAGGCCCAGCACGGCGCCGUGGCCACGUGGGCUCCCGCCGUCCCCGGCGGCAACGGUACCGCCCCGGGCCCUGCGCUCCUCCUGUGCCCCAACGCGUCGGCGGGCUCCCAGUGGUUGUGGCACGUGCUCGGGGAGUGCCCUGACGGGAGCCGGGACCACGCGAGCGUGGCGUUCGCGCUCCUGUCCAUCGUCUGCUUCCUGCUGGCCACGCUGCCGCAGCUGUACGAGUCGUACCGCUCUGGCAAAGCUGACCAGGCCCUCUCCAUCUGGUUUCUGCUCUCUUGGCUGGGAGGCGACUGCUCCAACCUCAUUGGCUGCAUCCUGACAAAUCAGCCGCACCUACAGACGUUAAUGGCCGUGGACUACGUGAUGAUGGACAACUUGGUGAUGUCCCAGUACCUCUACUACCGAUUGAGAAAUCGGAAUGGUGAUGCCGGCUGUCUGCAGUGGUCGUGCGUAUGCUGGAUGCUGGCCUGUACCCUCCUAGCAGUGCUGCUGCCUUCGCUCCUCUUCUGGCACCAUCCCAUGCUGGUGGCCCCUGCCCUUGGGACCAACUCCUCCCUCGCUCUUGCCCACGCUAGCAAGCUGCCUUCGUUGGGAUGGAUGGAGCUGAUCGGCUACACUUCCGGCUCAGCCUCUGCCGCCUUCUACCUAGGAGGGAGGCUGCCACAGCUCUACCACAACUACAAGCGGCACUCGGUGGAGGGAGUCUCGCUGGCGCUCUUCAUGCUCACAAUUCUGGGGAACAGCACGUACGGCACGAGUUUGGUGCUGAAGGCCCCCAGACCGGGCGAAACCGAGGGCCAGGCUAUCGUCGCUCACCUGCCCUGGCUCAUCGGCAGCUUCGGAACUCUGCUGCUUGACUCCUCUAUGGUAGCUCAGUUUGUGCUAUACAGACGCCACGGUGGCCGCCCUGCCGGAGAGGAAUCCAUGCGGCUGGACGAGAGGGAAGAGGCCCCGUUGCUCACCGGCUGGGGGGAUGAGUGACAUCGCGCGUGACCAGAGGUCACUGCCGUGACCAGAGGUCACUGCCGUGGCCCCAGAUUCAUUGCCGUGACCCCGCGAUCCUGGAAGCGUUUGACCGAAGUUUCCUGGGCUUGACACGGCCGCGAGGGUGGCCACAUUUUUACGAUGGUUUUUUUUUUACCAUCAAGCGAGUGUGAGAAUCUGCAGUGUGCUGCUGUUACAUUCCUCUCAGUCAUUCCAGGUUCCUCCUGCUUGCGGGUCCGCCCAUGGUAUUUACCCAUCACCGCUUGUCUUAAAUGUCAGUUGUGUCUCACCACGGUGGCCUUCUUACUGUAGCGAUGUUAAAAAGCAAUAUUUAGUGAUAGCCCGUAACCUGAUUGUGACGUGAUCUUGAAAACUAUACUGAGCCAUACGUUAUACAAUAUUGCGUCAGCCAUAAUACCUUACAAUAUGCCUCUGAAUCUCCAGUGGGAGACAGGGUUUGUCUGCACGUCCUCCUGCUCUCUGUCUCAGGUUUCCACUGCAAGAUAACAACACACGUCUCUCGCCCCUUACAGCUUAGCGACCUGGGUGGCGGCUUAAAUUUCCCACCCUUUAUAAGGGCCCGGCAUGCCUCGGGGCACUACUAGAUUGUUGCUUGUUUUUUCUAUUGAAUCAAACUUUAGCAAGUGGAUUAACACACGGAGGUUACUUCGUUUACAUGACAUUGAAUCUGUCUUCCGUUGGAUCGAACUUGUUUUACAUUUUGGCUUGUAAACUCUUGUGCAAUAAUUUCCGAGUUGGAGACACGGGUUUGAGUGGACAUUGAGUGUAUCGUUAUUUAAUAGUGCUCGUGUAUGCGCGCUCGUAAGGCUGAAAUAAAGGCGUCUGGUGCUGCCA
Molecule: messenger RNA, 2443 nt
Organism: Petromyzon marinus (sea lamprey)
Lineage: Eukaryota; Metazoa; Chordata; Hyperoartia; Petromyzontiformes; Petromyzontidae
Product: lysosomal amino acid transporter 1 homolog
Cellular component (GO): membrane
Molecular function (GO): basic amino acid transmembrane transporter activity
Source: RefSeq, a predicted model, not a curated record